Molecule: messenger RNA, 1710 nt
Organism: Lutra lutra (Eurasian river otter)
Lineage: Eukaryota; Metazoa; Chordata; Mammalia; Carnivora; Mustelidae
Gene: EVA1A
Product: eva-1 homolog A, regulator of programmed cell death
Exons: 3
Source: RefSeq, a predicted model, not a curated record
UUUAAUAGGGCUCAAAGCAGGCGACGGGACAGGAAUGAGAGGAUGGAUGCUGGCAAGAGCUCGGAGAUCUGCUUUCAAAUCUGGACUCGUCCCAGCAGGGGGAAAGGCUAGAGCUCCGGGACAGGGUGGAGACGGCCGGCCGACCCGGAACCUUCCGAGGCCCUGAAGAGGGUCUGAAGCGCGCGGAGCGUCUGCGGGGCUCGGUGCGACCGCCCGUGAGCGCCGAGGCCAGGACCCCGCGCCCCGCGCCAGCCCAAGCGGCUCCUCCACUGGGAUUUCUCUCCGAGGCGUCAGUGCCGGCCCAAGUCCGGGACGCCUCUUUGCUGCUUCCUCCCCUCGGCGAUCGGCUCCGGGUCUCCCGGCUUGGCCCGGCGCGCCCCGAGCGCAGCCCCCGGAAGUGCGCGCCGGCGGCCCCGGCGAAGAAAAUCCCGAGCGAGCAGCUCUGUACUUUGUCUCGGGCGUCUGCAUCGGGCUGGUGCUCACCCUGGCCGCCUUGGUGAUGAGGAUCUCUUGCCACACGGACUGCCGGCAGCGUCCCCGGAAGAAGUUCCUGCAGGACCGAGAGAGCAGCAGCGACAGCAGCGACAGCGAGGAUGGCAGCUCGGACACGGCGUCUGACAUCUCGGUCAGGAGACACCGCCGCUUCGAAAGGACUUUGAACAAGAACGUGUUCACCUCGGCGGAGGAGCUGGAGCGCGCGCAGCGGUUGGAGGAGCGGGAGCGCAUCAUCAGGGAGAUCUGGAUGAAUGGCCAGCCCGAGGUUCCGGGGACCAGGAGCUUGAACCGCUACUAUUAGUGGUGGGAGCCGAAGUCCGCGCGGGGCAGGAAGCCGCCGGCGAGGACCAGAGUCCGCAGGGAGGGUGGGCACAGAGCCGAACGCAGUUCUGCUGAAGUCCUGGGAGCAGAUAAGCAGGACAUGCCCGUUUUCUAGCCAGGAGACCUGAGCUUUCCUUUUCGACUAAAUUAACGGAGAAGUAGAAAAACCGAGUCAGUUUAUCAACCUUUCCAGGUCGUGGAAUGGUGCUGAAAAACCCUCUCCAGAAAUGUGGAUGGAGAUUAGAGAAACGGGACUGUGGUUUCUCUUGAUUUCUGAGGAUCUCAGAAGUUUCUGCAGACUUCAGUGCUAUGUGUUAUUCCUUUACAAAAGGAAGAUUAUCGUGGCAUGAAGGCUAGGAAAAGCAGGGUGAACUUAACCCAGCAAAUGCAAUUUUUAAAAUGACCCCAUGCUAUGGAGGUGGUACUCAUCCAGAUAGCGUGAUUUAUGAUUAUUAUUUAAGGCUGAUUUUUAAAUCUCGUGUUGCAAUGGCAACCUUGUCCAUUUUAACUGGCACCUCAGGGAUCAAAAUCCUAUUUUUUAGUAUAGUUCCCACCUCAUUCAUGAAAAUGGGUAGAUUUAAUGUAUUAUGGGAGAUGUGUCAGUGUGCUAGAAAAUAUCAAUAACCUCAAAGGAUGAAGGGUUUUAUUAUAAAUAGUUUAUAAAAUAUAUAUUAACGUGCAUAUUUGAAGAUGCAACAUAAGAAUACGAGCUGUGUUUUCCCCCAUUUGGAGAGAAGAAAUUUUGUUAUGACUCUAGAUGAUGAUGAUUUUAAACAUUUUGUUAAGAAAACAAACAAACAAGUUUGGAUUUCCAAGAAAAGAAUGAGAGUGGGAGAUGAGGAAUAAAGCCAAAAUUAGGAUGAGAUUAAAAAAAUAAAUGUUACAUAAAGUCUU